Molecule: messenger RNA, 2614 nt
Organism: Jatropha curcas
Lineage: Eukaryota; Viridiplantae; Streptophyta; Magnoliopsida; Malpighiales; Euphorbiaceae
Source: RefSeq, a predicted model, not a curated record
UUAUUACUAUUUUUGGGCUUUUUCUUAAAAAAAAAAAAAAAUUAAGCAAAAAAAUGAAGGGUUUACAUUUGCAUGUUGAAGAUCAUGAAAAUGUAACAAACCCUACAACUGGUUUUGGUACGACUGUUGAUGCUAUGGAGGAAGAAAGAGAAAUCUGGUUAGAAAGAGAACAAGAAGAUCUGUUAGAUGUGAAUAAUUCUUCGAUCUUUUAUGAUGAUUACCCUGCUUUACCAGAUUUCCCUUGCAUGUCAUCAUCUUCUUCAUCUUCGUCAACUCCUGCACCGGUCAAGGCCAUGGCUUCAUCAUCAUCUUCUUCUUCAGCUUCUUCUUCGUCAUCCGCCGCUUCCUGGGCAGUUUUGAAGUCAGACGCAGAAGAAGAUGUGGAGAAAAAAAUUCAUGAUCAUAACCAGCAUCAUCAUUAUCAUAAUCAUCAGGGUCAAUAUGAUCCCUUGGAACCAACCGCAGCUGCCUUAUCUUCUACUGCUUCAAUGGAGAUCUUACAGCCACCUGAUCAAGAUGUUGGUGUUGGUUGCAUGAGCAUGAUGGAUAAUUUCGGUUACAUGGAUCUGAUCGAAAACAAUGAUUUUUUGGAUCCUUCUUCGAUAUUUCAAGCUGAUGAAAAUUUCUUGGAAGAGUUCAAUACAGAGCAGAAUCUGCAACAGGAACUGCAGGUGCAACAGAGAAAUGAAGAGUUAGCAAUGGAAACAAAAAGUGAAGUGACUCAAAAACAAGAAUCAGGGGAAGGAGCUUCAGAUGAUCUAGCAAUGGUGUUUUUAGAGUGGUUAAAGAGCAAUAAAGAGACUGUUUCUGCAGAAGACUUAAGAAAAGUCAAAAUCAAGAAAGCUACUAUAGAGUGUGCUGCUAAGCGUUUGGGUGGUGGUAAAGCAGCUAUGAAACAAUUGUUGAAGUUGAUUCUUGAAUGGGUUCAAACUAAUCAUCUUCAAAAAAGGAGGAUGAAAGAAUCAUCUCAAGACCCUCUGCAAAACCCUAACCCUAAUCUGAAUUGUAGUAAUUCUAUUCAGCCAGAUCAAUCAAAUCCUUGUUUCUCUCAAUCACCUUGGAUUGCACCUCCACCUUAUAUUUCCGACCCGGCAGCCACAGGCAUGCAGGGUUUUCAACCUAUGGUUGGGUACAUGGCUGACCCGUUUGUUAAUGGAGCUUCUAACAUGGCUGGCCAAUCUUAUCCUCCACCACAACCACCGCAACCGCCAUCAUCCUCAGAUUAUCAAAUGCUUGAUUCUGCUCAAUCUUGGUCCGCAUCACAAUUUGCUUUAGCUUCUCAUUACUCACCAUUUCCAGAUAAUAAUCUCCAGCCGGUACCAACGCACCCGAAUGUAUUUAGCGGAUAUGGAAAUCAAUACCCAUGUCAGUAUCUCCCUACCCAAGUCGGUGAUACGUUGGUGAGAUUGGGUUCCUCAGCUACCAAAGAAGCAAGAAAGAAGAGAAUGGCUAGACAAAGAAGGUUUAUGUCACAUCAUAGAAAUCACAAUCACCAAAACAAUAACCAACAAAACCAGAAUCAAAAUCAGAAUACAGUAAUAGAUCACCAUGGAAGGCUUGGAAGUGAUAAUAUAACACCAGCAGCUCAGCCGCCUAAUCCCGGUAAUUGGGUUUACUGGCCUGCAGCUGUCGGCGGUGUUGCUGUUUCAACCACGCCUGUUCUACCUAUGGAUGCACCGCCGGUUCAUACAGUGGAUCGACCGGCCAUGCAAUCACAUCAGAAUCAUCAACGGCAAGUGGCAUCAGAUAGGCGACAGGGUUGGAAACCAGAGAAGAACCUGAGGUUUCUCCUUCAAAAGGUGCUGAAGCAGAGUGAUGUGGGUAAUCUUGGGAGGAUAGUGUUGCCGAAGAAAGAAGCAGAAACUCAUUUACCAGAAUUGGAGGCAAGAGAUGGGAUUUCUAUUGCAAUGGAAGACAUAGGGACUUCUAGGGUUUGGAACAUGCGUUAUAGUUUCAGAUUCUGGCCCAACAACAAAAGCAGGAUGUACCUCCUAGAAAACACAGGAGAUUUUGUGAGAACAAAUGGACUUCAAGAAGGAGAUUUCAUUGUCAUAUACUCGGAUGUCAAGUGUGGCAAAUAUUUGAUAAGAGGAGUGAAGGUGAGACAACCGGGAGCGAAACCAGAGAAUAAGAAAGCAAGAAAAUCACCAAAAAACUCACAUGCAAGCACUCCUGCAACUGUUAAUGGAUCCUCUUCUAAUACAAAUCAAACCCAAACGGUAAAGUGAAUGGUAGUAGAAAAAGAAGACACUUUCUCUCUCCUUCAUGCAUGAAAAUGGAUGGACAAGUGGAUGGUCAAGAUGUUGUGAUAAGAGUAAGUUGGUAUGGAAAACCCUAGAUUCUCUGCACAAUCCAAUCAACAGUCUCUGAUUUCUGAGUCAAAAUCAUGACAACAGCCAAGAGAGAGUAUUAAGGAGACGGUUAAUUAGUUAAUAAUAAUAAUAAUAAUAAUAAUAAUAAUAAUAAUAAUAAAUAUAUAAUUAAAUGGAUGUUUGUAUCAUUAAUUUGAGUUUUAGUUUUGGGGUUGCCCCUUACAUUAUACUAGUAUUACUAUACAAUGUUUUGUACUUGUGCCAGUUAACUGUUGAUACUACGUUACUGCUUUGCAAGAGUA